This is a messenger RNA of Histoplasma mississippiense, 2076 nucleotides long. RefSeq lists its product as hypothetical. Gene Ontology annotation, cellular component: nucleus. The record is from RefSeq and is a predicted model, not a curated record. Gene Ontology annotation, molecular function: RNA binding. The transcript is spliced from 4 exons. Bases 1 to 2076 code for a protein of 691 amino acids. Lineage: Eukaryota; Fungi; Ascomycota; Eurotiomycetes; Onygenales; Ajellomycetaceae. Gene Ontology annotation, biological process: mRNA processing.
AUGGCUACAAAGAGAUCGAGAGCUACUUUUGAAUACGAGCAUUUCCACGCUCCCUACGCCAUAUACGGCACUCCCUUACCCCCCCUUGACCCUGAAGUUCGCGACGAUGACUCCUAUAUCCCGGUUUGGAAGCAGGAGGUGCGGGAUGACCAGGGAAGGAAACGUCUUCAUGGCGCCUUCACUGGAGGAUUCAGUGCUGGGUAUUUCAAUACAGUCGGUUCGAAGGAGGGCUGGACUCCAUCGACCUUUGUAUCUUCCCGUCGCAAUCGCGCAAAAGAUGCGAAGCAACAAACUCCACAACAAAGACCAGAAGACUUUAUGGAUGAGGAGGAUCUGCUCGAAGCGGAAAAUGCAAGGAGGCUUCAAACAGCUGGGGAUUAUACUGGCUUUGGCUCGACGGCCGCUGAUACCACGCGGUUAGGUGGUUUCAUGGAUCUUUUCAAAACCGCUGGGGAUACAAUUGGCGUCAAGCUACUGAAACGAAUGGGCUGGAAGGAGGGACAAGGAAUCGGCCCGAAAGUGCGACGAAAAGCAGACCUUGGCGAUGCAGCUGAUGAACAGUGUGGAGUCCAUUUCUUUGCACCGGCUAACCUUCCAACAAUAAUGUUCUUGAAGAAAAGUGACUAUAAAGGUCUUGGAUAUGAAGGUGAAGCUCGGCUCAAUUCAAAACAACCUAGAAGGGGAGGCUUUGGCGUUGGAGUUCUAAACGAUACUGGUUCUGAUGACGAUGAUCCCUAUGAAAUGGGCCCGCAGAUUUCCUAUAAUCGAUUUAUCGAUUAUGACAAGAAAGCAAAGAAAAUAACCAGCAACAACAGUUCUUCAAUGAAGCCGUCAAUGGGGCUCUCAAAUCCACUAUUAGGCAGCACCAAGCCGGUUUUUAUCUCGAAGAAAAAAGCAGCAGUUGAGAAGACAAAAGCAGGAUUCAGAAAAUGUCACGAUGGACGCCUACCACUGGAUGGAUUCCUUCACGGUAUAAAUAUCGCAUGUUCGACCAUCUCCUCACAUGAGAAAAAGUAUGCGGCACCAGAAAUUCCAAAAGAUUGGAAGCCCACGAAAGAGCCAUCUCGCCCAGGGCCAAUCCAAAAUUAUAUGUCACAUGCUGAAACUGCAAAGACAUCAUCCCUAGAUCCUACAUCGAGAGCUGCACUACUGGGUGAAGACCAAUUACCGGGUAAAUCAGUGUUCGACUACAUGACUCCAGCAGGGCGUGAAAAGAUUGCUAAAGCUACAGGACGCACUGACCUACCCUCAGCCCUUGGGGAGAAGGGACCAGAAAGUUUCGAAACCAGAGAGGCUCCAAACCAAAAAGACCUUUGGAACCUCGUGCCAAAAUUGGACAAAGACCUCGCGACACAAGCCCUUAAUCGUGGGAUUUGUGGCUGGAUGCCUUACGCGGAAGACGAAGCCAAGCGAUCACGAUACCGUUCAUUCCUCGAAGUCCGCGCGGGCCUACGGGACAAGCUCCCCGACCGCGCACCGGACGCAUCGACAGAUAACUGGGUCAUCGAGCUGCAAGAAUUCGCGCGUGCCGCGGAAGUGUUCAAGCCGAUGUCGGGUUUGAUGGCUUCCCGCUCACUCCUCCAAUUCUUCGACGUCUCCGAGCACACCACAUCAAAACAGAAAGAGCAGAUAAUGCCCAACAUGAGACCCUCAUUCGCAGACCAGAUCCAAAACCUCAAGAUCCCGCCGAAGCAGCUGCGAAAAUCGGCAUCAAACAUCUCUUUUGACACGGGUGAUAUCCCUGGCGGUCACGGUUAUGGGGCUCCCAGUCGGAGCCCUACCGCGCCAUCUGGCUCUAAGUUGGAUAUCUUAUCUAAGGAGGCUGUGAAUCGGAUUCUUAUGGGAGCAGGAGCUGUUGAAGCGAUAGGAAGUGCAGGCAUAGUUGGAGCUGAAGGUGAGCAGCAGCAGCAGCAGCAGCAGCAGCUCGAACAGCAACACCUGAAAAAGGAAGAUGUUUUUGUUGAUCCUGGGCGAAACGAGGCACUGGAGGCAGCGAGGCCUGGCGAUGCAGUGUUCAAAGCCAUAUUUGGCAGUGAUGACCAAAACGACGAGGACGAUGAUGAGGGGAUUGAUUGA